Alternaria postmessia is the source of this 975-nucleotide messenger RNA. RefSeq lists its product as uncharacterized. The record is from RefSeq and is a predicted model, not a curated record. Gene Ontology annotation, cellular component: nucleus. Gene Ontology annotation, biological process: protein ubiquitination; ubiquitin-dependent protein catabolic process; mitotic cell cycle checkpoint signaling. The transcript is spliced from 3 exons. Gene Ontology annotation, molecular function: metal ion binding; ubiquitin-protein transferase activity. Bases 1 to 975 code for a protein of 324 amino acids. NCBI's taxonomy places the organism in Eukaryota, Fungi, Ascomycota, Dothideomycetes, Pleosporales, Pleosporaceae.
AUGGCUGAGGCCGAGCGCGCUGGCGGAGUACAGGGCGAUCUGGAGAAGGAACUGACGUGCUCGAUCUGUACCGACCUCCUCUACCAGCCGCUCACCCUCCUCGACUGCCUUCACACCUUCUGCGGCGCCUGCCUGAAGGAAUGGUUCGCCUUCCAAGCCUCGACCGCCACAUCCAUACACCCCUACACCUGCCCCUCCUGCCGCGCCUCGGUGCGCACCACCCAGCCCAAUGCCACCGUCACCACGCUGCUUGAUAUAUUCCUAAAAUCGAAUCCCCAGAGAGGCAAGAGUGCCGAGGAGAAGACGGCAGACCGCAACAAGUACAAGCCGGGCGACAAUGUGCUGCCCAAGCUCAGACGGCGCGAUGAGCGCGAUGACGUCGAUCAGCGCAUGCUCGAGGAGGCCCAGCAGCUGAGUCUGAGAGACGUGGGCAUACCGGGCAGCAGCAGGACCAGUCUGGAACCCCCGAGGGAGCGCAGGCGGAGGGAGAGAAGUCGCGACACGAGCAGGGAAUCUCGUAGGGCGCGGGACGAAAGGCGCUCUACCAGCCAGAACCCGCCCGGCGCAUCGCCAUCCAGAGCCGUUAUACCUCCCAGGGCCAUUGAACACCAGUCCAGCCUGCGUUCUUUGCUGAGCGCCUCCGACCUCGACGCGGAAGACGUGGACGAGGACCUCGUGCGGCAGGUGCUGGAAGAGCUGGUGUCUGAAGGCGUGGAUUUGAACCAGAUUGGCACUGCACAGGAGGAAGAAAUUACAGAGAGGAUAGCCGAAGCUGUGCGACGACCGCGAGAGGAGAGAAAGGAGGGAGCGUCUGGCAAGAGAGGGCUUGAUGAGCUCGUCAUCUUCAUCGCUGUUGCCUCAACCCAUGCGAAGCCCUCUUACGCGCGACGAGGAAGCAGCACGCAGAAGAAGGCACGGCCGUUCGGAAAGCGGCGCGUCGACACCUCAGACGGCAGUAGGACCGCCCAUAUCUAG